GCAUGCUGGGAGUUGUAGGCAGGUGCAUGCUGGGAGUUGGCCAGUGUGUGCGGCCAGCGUGCGGGGCAGGAGCAGAGACUCCGGCUCCGACAGCGGCCCCCCCCGCCAUGCCGGCCCCAUGCUCUGCCUGCGGCGCCAGCCCGGCUGCCCUGCGGCGCCCCAAGACGGGCCACGCCCUGUGCCGCGCCUGCUUCCUGGCGGCCUUCGAGGAGGAGACGCACCAGGCCAUCGUGGCCGGGCGGCUCUUCCGGCCCGGCGAGACCGUGGCCAUCGGCGCCUCGGGCGGCAAGGACUCCACGGUGCUGGCCCACCUGCUGCAGCUCCUUGACCAGCGCCACAGCUACGGCCUGCGCCUGCUGCUGCUCUCCGUGGACGAGGGCAUCGCCGGCUACCGCGACGCCUCCCUGGCCGCCGUGCGCCGCCACCAGCGCCGCUCCGGCCUGCCCCUGCACGUGGUCUCCUACCGCCAGCUCUACGGCUGGAGCAUGGACCGCAUCGCCCGCCACCUCGGCCCCCGCAACAACUGCACCUUCUGCGGCGUCUUCCGGCGCCAGGCCCUCGACCGGGGCGCCCUGCUGAUGGGUGCUGACAAGAUCGCCACAGGGCACAACGCGGACGACGUGGCUGAGACGGUGCUGAUGAACUUCCUGCGGGGCGACGUGGGUCGGCUGCGCCGGGGGGCGGGAACAGGGCCAGCGGGUGGGGAGGGGGCCGUGCCCCGCUGCAAGCCCCUGCGCCAUGCCUACGAGAAGGAGAUCGUCCUCUACGCCUAUUUCCAGGGCCUGGACUACUUCAGCACUGAGUGUGUCUACGCCCCCCAGGCCUACCGCGGCUACGCCCGCGCCCUGCUCAAGGAGCUGGAGGCCGCCCGGCCCAGCGCCGUGGCUGACCUGGGCCACUCGGGCGAGCGGCUCUCGCUGCGCUCCGACCUCCGCAUGCCGGCCCGCGGCACCUGCCAGCGCUGCGGCUACGUGGCCAGCCAGCCCCUGUGCAAGGCCUGCGUCCUGCUGGAGGGGCUCGACCGCGGCCUGCCCAAGCUGGGCAUCGGCAAGCACCGGCGCCUGCGGGACAAGCUGCGGGACGGGCAGCCCCUCACCCAGGAGGAGCGCAGGCGUCUGGGGGCUCCGGCCGAGGGGGAGCCGCCGGAGGAGCAGGAGCCUCGGGGGGAGCUGGGGACAGAUGAGGAGCCGUGGGGCAGACGGGAGCUGAGGGGCCCACAGGACCUGGACUUCUGAAGUGGUGUGGGGUGUGCCACUGAGACCAGCCAUGCUCCUGUCCACAGCCCCACUCGGGGGCCGGGGGGGAGUGGGAUCCAAUGGGAUCCAAUGGGGGAGAUGGGAGCCAGGACUUCUGCGUUCUCUCCCUGGCUCUGGGAGGGGAGUGGGGUCUCGUGGUUACAGCAGAGGGGGCUGGGAGCCAGGACUCCUGGGUUCUAUUUCCAUGUCACUGUGUGACUAGGUAAGUCACUUUUACCUUGCUGUGACUCAGUUGCUCCCUCCCACCCCCCCAGAAUUGAUAUAAUGCAGCUUAUAUUUUGUAAACUGCUUUGAGAGCUGUUUAUAAGUGCUCAGUAUGAAGAAAUGGCUCAUGGUUCUCUUCUGUACCAGGAGAUUACAAGGACAUGUGAAAGAGCUGAUAAUAAAACUGUUUUCUGAAGAAGAAAUCACGCGGUAAACAGCCUCUCUAAUCUUUGGCAAUCACAUAACAAAAGCCAGCCAGGCCCUUAAAAACUAAAAACCCGGCUCGCAAGUUUAAACUUAGACAGGGCUGCUUGAGAUAUUUGGAACAAAAUAGGGGUUUUUCUACCAAAAAAUGUAGAAACAAACAUUUGGAAACACCUGACUCCCAGUUUUUUGCAACAGGGUUGGACGUUGUUGAACUGCAAAGCUUCAUUUUUUUCCCAGUUGAAACAACUUUUUGGUUAGCAAUUUGAGCAAAUUCACACGUUAAUGGGGCAAAGGUCCAAACUUGAGAUGAGAUAUUUCAAAACGAUUGAAAGGAAACUGCUUGAGGGAUUGGAACUGAAGAAAAAGUUAUUCUCAUGUAAAUAUUAGAGAGUUUGGACUUUUCAGUCUGAUUUGGGGCUGGGUAAUUUUUUCCUGAAAGUCUUGGGGCAGGGGAAACCUACAGCCUUUGUGGCCUGAUUACACAGCCCCAGGUUUUGCUGGGUCACAGAUUGCCUGGUUCAAACCACAAGGGUCAGAGAUGAUGCGAAGAGUUUUACAGAAAUGAUUUUUAGUAAAUCCACCCUGUAGAAAUAAAUGGCAUGUAGGAACCUUUCUCUGCCAUUCCCAUUCUAUAGCGGGGAUGCAAUGUUCAUUUAUUCUCUAGAACAGGAAUUCUCAAACUGGGGGUCCCAACCCAAAAAGGGGGUGGCAAGGCUAUUAUAGGGGGGUUGUGAGACCUAGGGGUACCAUAUUUGAAGGACACUGUCAGAGGAAAAGGGGAACUGGUGCGGGGGUGGGUACAGCUUUCUGGCCGCCCAGCUCCGAAGGCAGUGCUGCCCUCAGCAGCAGUCAGGGUGACAGUGCCUUACACCUGGGAGAGGACGAGGUUUCACUUUUAUUACAACUCAGCAGCAAGAAGCGCGAAGUAGGGACUAGGAGGACAGUUUGCACGCCAGCGUAGCCUUUUAUUUCAUGUAACGUAUCACACCACCGUGGGUUCAGAUCUAGCGGCUACCGUUUCAAGCUUAACAGUGAAAGUCACCUGUGCUACGUGCUCUAGAUGUAGAAUCUCGAGGAACACAAAGACCAAGGGUAGAGACCACACAGACAUUCACAAGUACAAGGUCUAGUCUGUUUUAUAGGUUUUAUUAAAGUUAGUUAUUCUCCAAGCCGAUGGCAAUUCUAGACAGACCUACGCACAAGUUACAACUAUACCGGUAGUUACACUCACAUCCUCACCAAUAGCAUUAGGUCUGAUGGGUCUUAUGGUUUGAGCAGAGGGAUGGUUCCUGCUGGAGAUUCCCAUAGCGAGCUCAGUUUCCCCACUCUAGGCACCCUGGUUUUAUGUGAUUCUGCCUAUGGCGAACUUCUGCACAUGGACAUGAAAGUGUCACCCCUCUUUUCCCUUGUCAGUCCCCUACAAACUUAAGGGACCCCGAUUUCUAUAGGUUGUGUAGGCUCUCUUCGUUCUCAUUAGCAUUGACGCACAGCCUGUAUCCUGUGGUUAAGGCAUGUGCUGGAAACACGUGCCUUUACAGCAUUUUUAGGAUUUAAAAUUCAUCUUCCAGUACAUUUUUCUCAUUACCCCUUGGCCCCUCUUUCCCCCAUUAUCUUAGGGCAUCGGGUUUUUCUUCGCUCACUUACUUAUACUCAAUCAGCAUUUCUUAGCUCCAAGGCCUAAACUAGCUAAGCUAAAAUCUUUCAGGCCUCAGCCUACAGGUCUUGCAUUUCAACCCUACUGACUCAGACACUGAAUACGGGAUUCUUCCCUCUACAUACUGAUCAAUCGUAGACUUCUAUAGUCCUACGACUUAAGUAUUGAGCAUACAAUGAUUAUAUAGGACAGAACAUGUUAAUCAGAUCACACAAUAAAUGUGAACAAUAAUCUAAAAUCAUUGGCUAUACCAGGCCAGAGGGAGACGAGGACAGAGCUGAAGCCAAUGCAGGCUCCUACUGGCCCAGGUCCAGAGAGCAGGUAGGCACCGGGGUGGAGUGCGCCAGCGAUGCCCAGACAGAUGUGGCUGGGUUAGGGUUGCCAACCCUCCAGGAUUGGCCUGGAGUCUCCUGGAACUGGCAUUCAUCUCCCAGUGACCACUGAAAGCAAUCUGGGAAUUAUAAUAGGAUAUUUUAAGAACAUGAAACUGUGUCAUGUUGGAAAAAAAAAAUCUCCUGGAAUAGCUUCAGUCCCAGUUGGCAGCCCGAGGCUGGGUGAGGGAGCUGAUCUCCAGCUGGGCAGCGUAGGGAAGCCACUAGGGGAUUCAGCGCCAUUGAUUGCAGGAAUAAUGCGGACAUGUGUCAUUUACUGCUCCUGGGAGUAUGUCCAGUGAUUUGCUGUCACUUCGGUUGGGGGGCGGGGUAAUCCCAGCCUGAAAUAUAUUCAGAGGGGGAGCCCUGUUCCAGAAUGGGAUUAAAAACCAGCUGCCCUUUAGGACAGUACUAUUUUCCAUCUGCUUCUCUAGGCCGGAGUGUCUCAGUCUUUUCCGCACGGGAGCGCACCAUGGUCC
Molecule: messenger RNA, 4171 nt
Organism: Malaclemys terrapin pileata
Lineage: Eukaryota; Metazoa; Chordata; Testudines; Emydidae
Gene: CTU1
Product: cytosolic thiouridylase subunit 1
Exons: 3
Coding region: 3-1235 (410 amino acids)
Biological process (GO): tRNA wobble position uridine thiolation
Cellular component (GO): mitochondrion; cytosolic tRNA wobble base thiouridylase complex
Molecular function (GO): tRNA binding
Source: RefSeq, a predicted model, not a curated record